CAAUCACAGCCUUUGUGUGCACUGACGUCAUCGGUUGACGUCGUGUUGAAUGUGAGUUCGAGUAUAAUAUAUUUAUUAACUGACGCAAGGGCGCUAAAUCUAAAACAAAGCGUGAAAAUGUGAAUACAUUGGAUGACAAUAGUCGGAGUAGAUGAGCCAGAGAGUAGGUUGGUGCAGCUCGGUCCAGUGGAGAGUGCACUUCAUGUGGAGAAAUGACGCGCUAACUGUGCCGGUCGGUGGCUCGGCUCUGCUAGCAUCGAGCUAACGAGGCACGGACCUCCACUGCCUCCUCGUUGUAGUCGCCCGUCCGCUUGUCCCGCUGUUCUCUCGCGGUGCUGUUGGCCUGGGAAUAUGGCGCCACGGACACAACUGGAGAAAGCUGCCUGGCGCUGGGUGGACCACGUCCUGCCCGAGGAAGUACGGCAGGAGCAUGUGGAGCUCGCCUACCGUGUCAACCUGCCUGCGUGCCAGAGAGGAACGUGCAGAAGGAACUGCAAAGGAAAUCCAAAUUGUCUUGUGGGCAUUGGUGAGCAGGCUUGGCUCGGAGAGAUCGAUGAAAAUGCUUUCCACAAUGUGGAUGACCCCAAUUCAGUGCGUCGAGAAAAGAACACGUUUGUUGGCCUCACAAAUCUGGGUGCCACCUGUUACGUCAACACAUUCCUGCAAGUGUGGUUCCACAACUUGGAGUUGCGGAAAAGCCUCUAUCAGUGCCAAACCUCCAGAGCUCAUCAACAUGACAUCCAGUCAGAGUACGAGCCGCAGUCCAUCUGUGAGCAUCUGCAGUAUUUGUUUGCACUCCUGCAGAACAGCAACAGAAAAUAUAUUGACCCUUCGGGACUGGUCAAAGCUCUCGGACUGGACAUUGGACAGCAGCAGGAUGCACAAGAGUUUUCCAAACUCUUCCUGUCCCUAUUGGAGGACACACUGUCUAAGCAGGAGAACCCAAGCCUACACAAUGUCAUCCAGCGGCAGUUCUGUGGACAGUCUUCCUACGUCACUGUGUGUAACCGGUGUGGCCGCUCAUCUUCCGUCAGGUCCAAGUUCUAUGAGCUGCAACUCAACAUUCAAGGUCACAAAAACAUUGCAGAAUGCAUCACGGAGUUUCUUCAGGAGGAGAAGCUGGACGGAGAUAACCUGUACUUCUGUGAGAGUUGUCAGAGUAAACAGAGUGCCACACGGAGGAUUCAACUGCACAGUCUUCCUCCCACACUCAACAUGCAGCUCAUGCGCUUCGUCUUUGACAGACAAACAGGGCGAAAAAAGAAGCUCAACAGCUACAUUAGUUUUCCAGAGCAGCUUGACAUGAGACCUUUUUUGGGAGAAAAUAAUGCUCAGAAGAGUCUUUAUGAACUGAGUGCGGUAUUGAUCCAUCGCGGUGUCAGUGCCUAUUCAGGACAUUACAUUGCGCAUGUGAAGGAUGCAUGCAUGAGCGACUGGUACAAAUUCAAUGAUGAAGAAAUUGAGAAGAUGGAGGGCAAGAGGCUUCAGUUGGGUGUGGAGGAAGACAUUGCACAGACCGUAAAGACGCAGACACGGAAACCCAAGAGCAGCAAAGGUGACCACUGCUCGAGGAAUGCUUACAUGUUGGUUUACAAGCUCCAGGAAGAAGGAAGCCAUGACUCCUCUGGGCGUGUUGUUGAUGUGCCUGCUUUCCUGCAGAGGCUUGUGGACCAAGACAACCACAAGUUUGAGGAGUGGUGCAACGAAAUGGCUGACAUGAGGAAAAUGAGUGUUGAUAAAGGCAAGGCCAAGCACGAGGAGGUGCAGAAACUGUAUCAGCUCUUACCAGCUGAAUCAGGAGAGCCGUACGAGUUCAUACCUCUGGACUGGUUAAAGAAGUGGCUGGAUGACUCCACUGUCACCAAGGAAAUCGACAACUCCUCCCUGCUGUGUUCUCAUGGCAAACUGCAUCCUGACAUGGUUUCCAAUACCAAGAGGGUUUCCCUGCAGGCUGGUCGUAUCCUGUUUAACAGCUACAGUGGAGGACCCAGGUUGGAUGAUUCCUCCCUCUGUCGAGAGUGUGUGGUGCAACGAUGCCGGCUGCUUCGGCUGAAAAACCAAAUCAAUGAAGAUUUUAAAGAGAUUUCCAAUUUGGUGAAAAACUCGCCAAGUGAUGGAGGAUAUUGGGUGGGAAAAGCUUCUCUACGUGGCUGGAGGCAUUUGGCCUUGGCGCAUUUGGAGGAUGAGGAGUCCGGACCGGGUAAUGGCGUAGCCAGCAAACCAGAACCCACCUGCAGCAAAGACGUGGACUCUGAUCAGAUGGACAGCAAAGACGAGGAGAUGAAAACCUUUAAUGAGGAUAUCGUCUGUAGCCACGGAGGUUUAAGUAUUCUGGAUUCUGAAAGAAAGUUGGUGUCUGCCAAAGUUUGGAACAAACUCAAAGCAUAUCUCCCCACCGCGCUGGAAUUCACCCAAAACCAAGUGCCUUGUCAGCAGUGCACGACGUUUGAGCAGGAGGAAAAGGACAACGAGGCGGUGAGUAAGAUGAUGGCUGUGGACCAGAAGAACCAGCUGGUGAACCUAUUCCAAGAGAAGAACCGGCCCACGCUCAGCAAGUGGCCUCAGGAGACGGACGUGCUUUACAUUGUUCCUCUGCUGUUUGUGGACGAGUGGAGAAAGUUCAUCAGGCGACCGACCAAAUCCUCUCCAGUUUGCAACGUAACAAACAGUUUGCUGCUCUGUCCACAUGGAGGCGUCAUGUUUGACUACAGCUCCCUUGUCAGCGGAUCCAUGCAAAACGUAGCUCUUCUCUGGCCCAGUGAGUGGGAGGUCAUCAGGCGUCUCUUCAUUGUGGACAACUGCAUCUCCAUCCACUGCCUCAGAGAGACAUCGCCCACUGGAGCCGUGGUUCAGUUCACCACUCAGCCUGAUCUGUGUGGUGAUUGUCGAGAGGCGUUUCUGGCCCAACAGCAGAAGGACCAGACAGAAUACAGCCAGGCAACUGUUUACAUUCGCAAAGUGGUCAAAGACAACGGUUUAAACAGGGAUGCUAGUUCGGAGCUGACUGCCAGCAAUUCGGAGGCAGAGCCGGACAGAGAGGAGCUGAUGAAGCUGAAUGGACAGAAGGAUCCUGACUUCAUGCAGACAGAGGACGGCACCAAGCGCUUCCGGCUGAGUGAGGAGCAGUGCACGUCAUCUGAGCUCAACAUGGUCCAGCUGGGCAUCAGGAGAAGCACUCGCCACAGGAAGAUCCGCGGAGAGAAGGCUCUGGUGGUGUCUGCCAACCAGACCUUGAAGGAGCUGAAGAUUGAGAUCAUGCACGCCUUCUCCGUGGCGCCAUUCGACCAGAACCUCUCCAUCAACGGGAAGUCUCUGACGGACGACUCGGCCACGCUGGGCAGCCUCGGCAUCGUCCCUGAGAGCAUCAUAUUCCUCCGGGCUGACGAGCCCAUUGCAGACUACGCUGCCAUGGACGAUGCCUAUCAGGUGCGAGUGCCAGAAGAGGGCUUCAAAGGCACUCUGCUGGGACAUUAAGGGAUCGGCUCCUGCUCCUGGUGGAAUUUUCAUUCAUUGGUAUAAAUAAGUCCUGAAUCAUGUUUGUAUGUCCUGAGGGGUGUUGCUUAAUAAAAGUUUAACUGUC
This is a messenger RNA of Synchiropus splendidus (mandarinfish), 3580 nucleotides long. It is a transcript of the gene usp48, whose product is annotated as ubiquitin specific peptidase 48. Gene Ontology annotation, cellular component: cytosol; nucleus. The record is from RefSeq and is a predicted model, not a curated record. Gene Ontology annotation, molecular function: cysteine-type deubiquitinase activity; cysteine-type endopeptidase activity; protein binding. The coding region runs from base 352 to 3474 and encodes 1040 amino acids. Gene Ontology annotation, biological process: protein deubiquitination. The transcript has 28 exons. NCBI's taxonomy places the organism in Eukaryota, Metazoa, Chordata, Actinopteri, Syngnathiformes, Callionymidae.